Molecule: messenger RNA, 2235 nt
Organism: Exophiala spinifera
Lineage: Eukaryota; Fungi; Ascomycota; Eurotiomycetes; Chaetothyriales; Herpotrichiellaceae
Exons: 3
Coding region: 1-2235 (744 amino acids)
Biological process (GO): positive regulation of transcription by RNA polymerase II
Cellular component (GO): nucleus
Molecular function (GO): zinc ion binding; transcription cis-regulatory region binding; DNA-binding transcription factor activity, RNA polymerase II-specific
Source: RefSeq, a predicted model, not a curated record
AUGAGCGGACCUUACGAACAUGGCAUGAACAUGCCAAUGUCAAACUUGGUGGAUCCGAGUUAUGCGGUCUAUCCGAGCAACUUCAGCGCUGGAUACCACCAUCCGCGCCUGACCGGUCCUCCAACGCAUUUUGACGGGGUUGCUUUUUGGUACAAUCCGAACACCACAGACCAACUCUACGACAGAGAGGCCAAUAUGUAUAGUGCGGGAGCCGGUGGUCAGCAGGGAACGAGUACGGAAGGCACAAACUGCGAUGAAACAAGACCCAUCUGUGAUAGGUGCAGAAAAGGCGGCCGCGAGUGCGAAUUUCCGCACCCGACUUCAUCCUCGAGGCAUUCGAGGCACGAGAAGACUCGUAGCCCCAAGGAUCACUCUGCCAAACAAGAACAGAAGGACGAAGCCAUGUAUGGGCUAGCAACGAUCAAGGACGAGAGCGGGGAUGACGAUGACAAGCCUGCAUCACCUAAAAUUGGCCGACCAUCUCUGUCCCGCAUGCGGACAGACAGCACUCAUUCCGUUAGCCAGGUGGGCAAAACCCCGAAGGUCAAGUCGGACAUGUCGCCAGCGGCCAAAGAUCCUACCAGUCCUCUGUCCGCCACCGACCUGUCCGAUUCACGGUCAAGAGAUGAAACACCGGCGUCGUCGGUCCGCACAAUGACGAACUCGGCAGACAUGCAAGCUCGACAAGCCAAAAUCAGAUCAUUGAAGCCCGACCUCCAGAAGUACCUGCAAUUUCAACAGGAGUACAUGACGUAUUAUCAUUAUUUCUACAAGCUGGAUCCGACCGACUUUGUGCAUUGCGAAAUGAUUGAUUUGGCCCUGACUUACGAACCUCUGCUUUACGCUGUUGUGGGAUUCGCAGCGUAUCACUACGAGUUGCAACAACCGGAACCCCAGUUGUCACCGUUUCUCAAUUACCACUCGAAGUCCUUGUCGAUGCUUAGAAAAUCAUUGGAAAAGAAUGCCAAGUUCACCCCCGCGACAUUGUUGACCGUUUUGCAAUUGGCCACCUUUGAUGAGUAUCUGGGGGAUUGGGUGAACCUUGUUGGGCAUCACAGAGCAGCUCACACUAUGGUUGAGGACUUGUAUACCCACGACACAAUGAUGGAGACGGAUCUGGGACGACGCCUUUUCAGCUGGUAUGCUCGAUUGGAUGUGAUUAGUGGAUUGAUGGCUGGUCACGCGACUCGACUGGACCGGCAGUGGUACGAGGCGAACUCCAAGUGGUAUCACGAUCAAAUAGCUGGCCGUGCACAAACGGACGUCGACAUCCAGGAUACAUUGGCGUAUUUUGUCGCAGCCAAUCGUCUGCUCGGAAUGGACAUGGCUCUACUGUUUUCCCGGUUUGCAAAACAAGAGAUGAGCGUGGAGGAAUUCAACAGGGAGAAUGCAGCCAUCGUGCAGCGGCUCGAUGAUAUGAAACGCCACCUCCAAGCCUACAAUGAUGAAUACCACCGGGUGAAGGAGUUUCCGAUCGCACUUGAACGGCCUCUAACCGAUGAGGACAUUGUCAACCCAUACACCCCAGGCGGCCUCUUCAAAGACGCUUUGUGGUCGUUGAAUUUCAUGUGGCUCGAUUGGUACGGGAUUGAGCUCAUGCAAAAAUCCCAAACCGCGCUUUUUCUGAGACAGCCCAUGCCACCUGAACAACAAACGGUGAGUUUGGAAGUUUGCCGAAUCUUUGAGGCGAUCGAACGAUGGCCAGAAGCGCCGAAUGGAGCAGUGCUCGGCCUGCAUGCAAGCCUUGGUAUCGCGCUCGUCUUCCUCAAGAAGGACGCCAAACACACCAUGUGGGCCAGGAGGAAGCUGGCUGCGGUGGAAAGACAAGGCUAUAUCUUCCCACCAACCUUUCGACGGAAGAUGGCAGAAAUGUGGGGUCUGACGCGUGAACUUGCGGGAGACGAUGAGGUCGAAGAUUGGUGGCUACCCAACAACGAAGGCAAUGUGCCCAUGCUGACGGAAAUUCGAAGAGUGGUCAACGAGCGACAAGGCAGUGACAGUGUGACUGGUGUCGAGGCGCUGAUCAAUGUCCGCGAUUUGAGAGCAAUCUUUGCAAAGAUGGAUAUUCGAACACAUUCAGCAGAAGGGGCUGGUUCGACCAUUCAAGAGAACUUGAGUCCCUUGAGCGACACCAGCGCCAGCGCCAGCGCCAGCCCGACCAGCAUUAAUUUUGGAAGCCACGUCCAAGGAAACAAUCUGCCCGGGGUCCUGCAACGAGGAAAUUCAUCGUCGUGA